AUGUCAAAUCCACUAUCACCAUUAUCUCCAUCCUACCAGAAUGCGCGAGCGCGCUCCCCAAAGACCGGCUCGUCGCCAUUUCUCACCAAAACACUCGACGAGUCUGCCGCCGACCACAUCCCUCAAAGUCCCUUAAAAAACGCAUGGACAGAACAUGAAACGCAAAGCCUGAGUACGCACGAUUCAAACGAGAACUACCCCCGGACCGAACAAGAGAACGACUUCAACGACGAUUUCGAGCCCCAGAGUUCGCCCUUCCGCUACGAGGCGCGCGAAGAAACUGUUGAUUUUCAUAAAUUGCAAGAGUACCAAAAAGAUCGCAGAUGGGAGUCACCUGUGCCGGCUGUGCCUUCUCACCAGUUUGAUGUCCCAGAGGAAGAGGGCCCCAUGAGCUCGCCCUUCCGUCCUGAUGCUAGAGACGAGACGGUUGGGUUUCAGCGUUUGCGCGCGUUGCAGCCGAUGUCACCGAUUUUGAACAAGCGGCUUGACGCUCAAGAUCCGGAGAGCUCGCCUUUCCGCCCUCAAGCGAAGGACGAGACCGUUGAUUUGGAAAGGUUGCGCGAGUUGCAGGCUGAGUCGCCUCCUUAUGAUGCGGAGCCUGGUUAUCAUUAUGAUGAGCAGGCCGAGUCUCCGCAAUACGAGGGGCAGCCAGAAUAUCCCCGCUACCAUGAGCAACCUGAAUCGCCUAGUUAUAAUGAACAACCCGAAUCGCCCCGUUAUUAUGAGCAGCCAAUGCAGCCUGAAAGCUCACCAUUCCGGUACGAGCAGAGAGAGGAGACUGUUAAUUUCCACAAGUCGGGUGAAACCCAGCGCGAGUCAAACGAGGAAGCCAAGUCGCCUUCUCCGCCUGUAGCGCACAGCUCACCUUUCCGGCAAAGCACGAAGGAUACGGAUGAUCUUCAGGAGCUGCGUGAAAGCCAACGUCGAUCAUUUGGUAGAGCAAAGCAGUCUUCUCCUGCCAUCGUUCAGAACUCCCCUUUCAGGCAGAGCGUGAAAGAAUCUACGAUCGAUGUGCAGAAGCGGCGCUCAAUUGUGCGUACAUCACUUGGCGUGGAUGAACGCCAGUCAACAGCAGCCACGCCUCGGAAACGGUCAUUUGACCAGACCCCACAAGAUCAUGAUGAACAGACCAAUGACCGAUGCAAGAAGGGCAUGGUAAGCCGUGCUGAUCCAGAGAUUCACGUUGAUUACGAAGAAGAGUCCAGUGUCAUCCACAAUCAGAGCUAUGUGUCGAACACAAGUUUGACUCAGGAACGUUCAGCAAUCGGCAAUAGUGUGAUGGAAGACAAGCGUAACGAGGGGAUGAGCACUGUUCUUCAUGAAGAUGAUGACGGUAUACCGGCAAAAAAAGCAACCCUCACUGACAAUGAGCUUUCCGUGCUGGGCGAAGACGAUCACGAUCACGAUUUCAUGGAUGACACCGGGCUGAGCAACUUCUCUGUUUUGCCAGACAUGACUUCAUUCGCGAAUUUGCGAGCUGAUUCACCGUUGAAGUCGAUGCGAGGCAGUGUCGGACCUGGAUCAGCUGCCAGAACAGAUAUGUACCGACGCAGCGUGGAUCCGGGUACGCCUGGCACUGCACGGAGACCAUACAGACCUAGUGCGAUGUACGAUGUUGACUCGCCAAUUGGAUCGCCUACGCCCAGAAGGAGAGCUUCUCGGGAUAUUGGCCUCUCAAGAGAGACCUCCAAUUUGCUUGAUCUUACCGAUAACAUGAACUUCUAUCCUCGCCAAUCUAUGCAAUCGAAUGCUCGUUACUCCCCCCGGCGCUCUCCAAUGAGGAACACGCGCCAGUCUAUGCGAUCUCCAUCAAAGAUGUCACUGCUUGACUUUGACAUUCCACCUGCCCCGACUCCCCGGUCAAUUCCUACCGUGACGCCACGAGAACUUGAGUCGCUGAAAUCAGCCUUCAUGUCUGAGAUUUCCUCUCUCAGGGCCACCCUCAGCGGCAAAGAGGCAGAAGUCGCUAGUCUGAAAACGGCCGUUGGCGAUGCCGAGCGACGAGUUGGUGAGGCCUGGGAAGAGGUCCGCCAUGAAAUCGCGAGGAAGGAAGAAUUGGAGGUCGAGCAGGAAGAAUGGGGCCGUCGCGGCAAGGAAAUGGAAACUGUUCUCCUGUCUGUCCGGUCUGAACUGGAGGACGGUGAGCGUGAGCGAGACCGUCUCUCUCAAAAGGUCGACGAGACCGAGAAAAGCAAGGAGCAGCUGGAGGGCCGGAUUGUCGAGCUUGAAACCCAGCUUUCUGCUGCACGCUCUACCACGGAGUCUAGUACCGUCUCCGGCUCGCGUCAAACUUCACAAUCCACAGAAGAUACUGCCCGUGAAGUUCAGGAUGCGGUUGAAAAGGUUGCACGCGAGCUUCACACUCUGUACAAGAGCAAGCACGAGACCAAGGUCGCAGCACUGAAGAAGAGCUACGAAUCUCGUUGGGAGAAGCGCCUUCGCGAGGCCGAGCGUAAGCUCGCAACUGCUCAUGACGAGAAUGACCGCCUCAGGGAAGAGCGCGAUGCGGCCCAGUCAGACAACAUGGCUGCCGCCAACGCCAGCAUGAUCAGCCGCGAGAAUGAUGAACACGAAGCCGAGAAGCGCGUGCUGGAAGCUCAGAUCAAGGGUCUGCAACACGAGAUGGCGUCUAUCAAGGACGACAGCGAGCGUCUUCGCUUCGAGCUAAAAUCGGAGCGUGCUGAGAAGGGCGAGCUUGUCGCUGCUGUGGAUGAGUGGCUGGCUAUUCAGAACCAACCAGCCCAGCAGCCACUGGCGCAGGAGAAGCGUGAGCUUUCCGUGUCGUCUACUGGACCCGCCGAGGAUGAAUAUCAAUCCUCCAGCGAGGUUCCAGCGGAGAAUCUCCGUCGCAGCGUGAGCCGCUCUGGAUCCAGUGGCAUUCGACCUCCCGCAUCUGGCAAGAAGAGAAUCCCACAAUUCGGAGCUGGCGGUGGUCACUCUCGUGGCAACAGUGGUGGCAGGUCUGGAAUUGCCCUCCCCGCCCCAGGCCGGGGUGGUAUCAUGAGCUCCAUUGAGAGAAUGGGUCGAGGUGGUGCAUAA
Molecule: messenger RNA, 3039 nt
Organism: Penicillium atrosanguineum
Lineage: Eukaryota; Fungi; Ascomycota; Eurotiomycetes; Eurotiales; Aspergillaceae
Exons: 1
Coding region: 1-3039 (1012 amino acids)
Biological process (GO): mitotic spindle organization; cell population proliferation
Cellular component (GO): cytoplasm
Source: RefSeq, a predicted model, not a curated record